UUAGUUUUUUAAAAAUAAAAAAGGGCACAGGCCUGCUCGCUCGUCCGCUACCAGCCACGAAUCCCAACCGCUCGCAUCUCUUUCCCUCUCGGCAAACCUCUCCCUUCGCUCCCGUCUCGCCAACCGGCCAAGCCGCGCCACCUCCGAUCGACGCCUCAGACCUAGCCGCGCGCGUGCUAAUCGUUCUCGUGCACCGCUGUGUCUCCCCAAAGUUGUCCGUGUCGGAUCUGGCGAUUUGACCGCACUUCUUCCCUUGCCCUUCGCUCAUGAAGGUUCUCACCAACCGGUCAAGUCACGUCGCCUCCAAUCGAUGUCUCAGAUCCAGAUCCCCCGCGUCCGCCACCCUAGCCGCUUCGCUACCGGCUGUCGUCGCCCUGCCAUGUCGGGUUCGUUUGGACUUCGUCAGAUCUAUUGGGCUUAAGUCUUCAGGGAGUUUGGAAGUCAAAGGAGGCACCGUCGUGGAAGGUGGAAGUGUUUUUCUUUCUUUGAGUAAGGGUAGAGAUGCACCGGCGGUUGAUUUGCAUCAUUUCAUCACCAUAAUUAAAGUCGUCACAUAUGUGGUGGACAUCAUACUCUUUUAG
Benincasa hispida (wax gourd) is the source of this 581-nucleotide messenger RNA. The record is from RefSeq and is a predicted model, not a curated record. NCBI's taxonomy places the organism in Eukaryota, Viridiplantae, Streptophyta, Magnoliopsida, Cucurbitales, Cucurbitaceae.